AUAUGAUUUUUAUAUAUGGGAAAUAAUUAUAAAUUUGUAAAAUUCGAAUUAAAAAAUUCAAAGGAAAAAAAAAGAAAAACUCAAUUUACAUAGAUACACUAAAAGAAAAAAAAGCUUAAAAUACGUUACGGUAACAAAAUUCACUCUAAAAUUAUGGGACACCACUUGGCAAAACUCUUGUUUAUAGUCCAGCCUACGUUUUCAAUUUUCAACGCCUAUUAGAAUCAAAGCUUAAGAGAGAGCUCCAAACUCAAAGCUCAGAGCUCAGCUCAGCCACCACCCAUCACCACCACCACAACCACAACCACAACGGCUGUCACAACCCACUUUCAAAACCCAGAAACAAUCAAGCAUAUCUACAUGGCCACCAACAUAUACAAUAGCAGAGCUUGGACUUGAAAGAAGAGUGUGGUUUUUGUUAGCAUUAAUUGUCAGACCACCACCACCACCACCACCACCACCACCAGUGGCCACCAGCUUUAAAGUGCCAUUAAUAUUCCUGGUAACGUUCUUUCACCGCAAACUUGGAGUAUCUUUUGACUUAUAUUCAACACAUCUUCUACUUAUAAAGAUUUAAAAGACACUUAAAUUAGCUUUUUGAAGUGUACUCAGGUACUUAUGGUUUCAACUCUUUAGUGUAAAACUCAAGCAUCCUUCCUUUCUUCCACAAAAAUCUUCCUCACAUGCAUUUUGUCUCCUAGAUUUGUACUUCCUCUCCAAUCUUUUUCUCUAUCACCGUUGCCAAAAAGACUUCCAUUUAUCAUUCAUCACCACCUCAUCAUCAUUAUCAUCAUCAUCAAGAUUGUUUCUUUUAGUCAAAUACCCCAAAUGGAAAAAUUAAACCAUUCUUACUUACUAUCCUUAAUCUUGAUACUAUUAGCCAUUGAAACAUCAGUACUUUUUGUAGCCUCUCUUUCUCCUGAUGGAGAAGCACUUCUAUCUUUAUUAUCAGCAGCUGACCCUGAUGCAAAAUCAUCAUCAUCAGUCCUUUCUUCAUGGAACCCAUCAAGCCAAACUCCAUGUUCAUGGCAAGGCAUUACUUGUUCUCCACAAAAUAGAGUCAUUUCUCUUUCUCUUCCUAACACAUUUCUUAAUCUGUCUUCUCUCCCAUCAGAACUCUCUUCUCUUGCUUCUUUACAGCUUCUCAAUCUCUCAUCAACCAAUAUCUCUGGUACAAUCCCUCCUUCUUUUGGCCAACUUACCCAUCUCAGGCUUCUAGACCUCUCCUCUAACUCUCUUUCAGGUUCUAUACCACAAGAACUUGGUCUCCUCUCUUCACUUCAGUUUCUUUACUUAAACUCUAAUAGAUUAUCUGGUAAAAUACCUCCACAGCUAGCAAACCUUACUUCUUUGCAAGUUUUUUGUGUGCAAGAUAAUCUACUCAAUGGCUCAAUACCAUCUCAACUGGGUUCUUUAAUCUCUCUCCAGCAAUUUAGAAUUGGUGGAAAUCCUUAUCUAACAGGAGAGAUACCUCCACAGUUAGGACUAUUGACCAAUCUCACAACUUUUGGUGCUGCUGCAACUGGACUUUCAGGUGUUAUACCACCUACAUUUGGGAAUUUAAUCAAUCUUCAGACUUUAGCUCUUUAUGAUACAGAGAUAUUUGGUUCUAUACCACCUGAGCUUGGUUUGUGUUCUGAGUUAAGCAACUUGUAUUUGCAUAUGAAUAAGCUUACUGGCUCCAUACCUCCACAGUUAGGCAAGUUGCAGAAACUUACUAGCUUGCUUUUAUGGGGCAAUUCACUCUCUGGACCUAUCCCAGCUGAGCUUUCAAACUGCUCAUCACUUGUUGUUCUUGAUGCUUCAGCUAAUGAUCUCUCUGGUGAAAUUCCUGGUGAUUUAGGAAAGUUAGUGGUUCUUGAACAGCUUCAUUUAUCUGAUAAUUCACUAACCGGUUUAAUUCCCUGGCAGUUAAGUAACUGCACAAGUUUAACUGCUGUGCAGCUUGAUAAGAAUCAAUUAUCAGGUGCAAUUCCAUCGCAGAUUGGUAAUUUGAAGGAUUUGCAAAGUUUUUUCUUGUGGGGUAACUCAGUGUCUGGUACCAUACCAGCCUCUUUUGGUAAUUGUACAGAAUUAUAUGCGCUUGAUCUUUCAAGAAACAAGCUGACAGGAUCAAUCCCAGAUGAGCUUUUCAGUUUGAAGAAAUUAAGCAAGCUUCUGCUUUUAGGUAAUUCAUUAUCAGGAGGGUUACCACGAAGUGUGGCAAAUUGUCCAUCUUUGGUGAGAUUGAGACUCGGAGAAAACCAACUUUCAGGUCAGAUUCCAAAGGAGAUAGGCCAGUUGCAGAAUUUGGUAUUUCUUGAUUUGUACAUGAAUCAUUUUUCUGGUGCACUUCCAAUCGAGAUUGCCAACAUCACAGUUCUUGAAUUGUUGGAUGUGCACAAUAACCACUUUACUGGAGAGAUACCAUCUGAACUAGGGGAGCUAGUGAAUUUGGAGCAGCUUGAUCUUAGCAGAAACAGCUUCACAGGCGAAAUUCCUUGGAGUUUCGGAAACUUCAGUUACUUGAACAAGCUGAUUCUUAACAACAAUCUACUAACAGGAUCAAUCCCAAAAUCAAUUCAGAAUUUGCAGAAGCUGACACUUCUUGAUUUAAGCUACAACAGCCUUUCUGAUACGAUCCCACCUGAAAUUGGUCAUGUAACAAGCUUAACCAUCAGUUUGGACUUGAGCUCAAAUUCAUUUACUGGAGAGCUCCCUGCCACAAUGUCCAGUUUGACUCAGUUGCAAUCACUUGAUCUUUCCCAUAAUUUGCUUUAUGGAAAGAUUAAAGUUCUUGGUUCCCUUACUAGCCUCACUUCCAUUAAUAUCUCCUGCAACAACUUUUCAGGCCCUAUACCAGUAACACCAUUCUUCAGAACCCUGUCUUCAAAUUCAUACCUUCAAAAUCCAAGUCUUUGCCAGUCUGCAGAUGGGUUGACUUGUUCAUCGAGGCUUAUCAGGAGAAAUGGAUUAAAAUCUGCAAAAACAGUAGCAUUGAUUUCAGUGAUUCUUGCUUCAGUAACCAUAGCAGUUAUUGCUUUAUGGAUUCUACUCACUCGAAAUCAUAGGUAUAUGGUUGAGAAGUCUUCAGGAGCAUCAGCCUCAUCACCGGGGGCUGAAGAUUUUUCUUAUCCAUGGACAUUUAUCCCAUUUCAAAAACUCCACUUCACCGUCGAUAACAUCUUGGAUUGUUUGAGAGAUGAAAAUGUGAUUGGGAAAGGUUGUUCUGGUGUUGUCUACAAGGCUGAAAUGCCUAAUGGGGACUUGAUUGCAGUGAAAAAGCUUUGGAAAAUGAAACGAGAUGAAGAACCAGUGGAUUCAUUUGCAGCAGAAAUUCAAAUUCUUGGACACAUUCGACAUCGGAAUAUUGUAAAGCUCUUAGGAUACUGUUCCAACAAGAGUGUUAAGCUCCUUCUCUACAACUACAUUCCGAAUGGUAAUCUGCAACAGCUGUUGCAAGAGAAUAGAAAUUUAGAUUGGGAAACAAGGUACAAGAUUGCAGUAGGAUCAGCUCAAGGUCUAGCAUAUCUUCAUCAUGAUUGUGUGCCAGCAAUUCUUCACAGAGAUGUCAAGUGCAAUAACAUACUGCUAGAUUCCAAGUUUGAGGCUUAUUUGGCAGAUUUCGGCCUGGCCAAAAUGAUGAACUCUCCAAAUUAUCAUAAUGCAAUAUCCAGGGUAGCUGGAUCUUAUGGUUAUAUUGCCCCAGAGUAUGGAUACACCAUGAACAUAACAGAAAAGAGUGAUGUUUAUAGCUAUGGGGUGGUGUUGCUAGAGAUUCUAAGCGGUCGCAGUGCCGUUGAAUCCCAACUUGGAGAUGGGCUACACAUAGUUGAAUGGGUAAAAAAAAAGAUGGGAAGUUUUGAACCAGCCGUCUUAAUACUAGAUUCAAAGCUUCAAGGUUUGCCAGAUCCAAUGGUACAAGAAAUGCUUCAAACACUAGGAAUUGCCAUGUUUUGUGUGAAUUCUUCACCGGCAGAGCGGCCGACCAUGAAGGAAGUGGUAGCAUUGUUAAUGGAGGUGAAGAGUCCACCAGAAGAAUGGGGAAAGACAUCUCAACCCCUAAUAAAACAGUCAUCAAAUCAAAAUUGAAAUAAGUUUUAUUUCAGUUUCUUUGUUUUGUAUUUUAUUUCCUUCCAAGAACAUCAAUGAUGGAUUUCUCUUUUCUAUCCCAAGAAGAAAAAGAGGAGUGUUGUUAUUGAGAGAAAUGAGAAGAGGAAAAAGCUUUGGGUAGUCUUAUUAUUGGAUUAGAGAUUCUUGGGAUUCUUGUACAGCUUCUAGAAACAGCAAUGUGGUUGAAUUGCUUCA
Molecule: messenger RNA, 4287 nt
Organism: Ricinus communis (castor bean)
Lineage: Eukaryota; Viridiplantae; Streptophyta; Magnoliopsida; Malpighiales; Euphorbiaceae
Product: LRR receptor-like serine/threonine-protein kinase RGI5
Exons: 2
Coding region: 829-4071 (1080 amino acids)
Biological process (GO): protein phosphorylation
Molecular function (GO): ATP binding; receptor serine/threonine kinase binding; protein kinase activity
Source: RefSeq, a predicted model, not a curated record